CCUACCUAGCUACCUAGGUACCUAACAACCAACGGCCGCCCCCAUUGUCUACAACUCGAUUAGCUCCCUGCCCUUCGCAAUUAUCUCUUCAGCUUUUGAAACAUCCAGCACCGCUGCAAAUAGCAUCCUUUCAUCAUCCGCCAAUCCUCUCGAAAGGUGCUGCUGUGAUUGUCCCGCAUUUAGGGUAGAUACAGCAUAACAGCCAUGACGUCCAUUGGUACUGGUUAUGAUCUUUCGAAUUCGGUGUUUUCUCCUGAUGGCCGGAAUUUCCAGGUGGAAUAUGCUGUCAAGGCAGUCGAGAAUGGGGGAACCGCCAUUGGCAUUCGUUGCAAAGACGGCGUGGUGCUCGCUGUAGAGAAAAUCAUCACAAGCAAACUACUCAAGCCGGGCGCGAAUAAAAGGAUAGCAACAGUUGACCGUCAUGUUGGUAUUGUCUCGGCUGGGUUAGUCCCUGAUGGUCGGCAUUUCGUUUCGCGAGCUCGAGACGAAGCUUCUUCCUGGAGAGGUGUAUACAAAGGACCCAUUCCAGUCUCCGCGUUAUCGAACCGUCUCGGCAGCUACGUACAAGCCUAUACUCUAUAUUCCAGCGUACGCCCCUUUGGCGUCACUGCUAUUGUCGGUGGUUGGGACUCCGAAGCCGAGCUAGCUGUUGAUGGGCAAGUCGGCACUGGACCCAACGCAGGUUCGGGCGGUAAGGUCGAAGGAGCAAAGGCUGGGGGUCCCGGCCUGUACAUGAUUGAACCUAGUGGUUUGUACUGGGGCUACUACGGUGCUGCCACCGGCAAAGGAAGACAGGCUGCUAAAGCCGAAUUGGAAAAACUAGACCUCGGCUCUGAAAACCUGAGCUUACUCGAUGCCGUGAAAGAAGCAGCUAGAAUCAUCUAUGUCGCCCAUGAAGACAGCAAAGACAAAGAAUUUGAGUUGGAGAUGUCUUGGAUCAGUUCCCUUGAUGGACCGACCAAGGGGAGACAUGAAGAAGUGCCCAAGGAACUUCUGGAAGAAGCGGAGAAGGCAGCGAAGAGGGCUCUGGAGGGAGAAGAUGAGGAGGAGGAUGAGGGAACAAAGAGCAACGAAGGUGAACGGAUGCAAGAAUAGUCCCAUGAUUUAAGCACAGAGAUCAGACAUGAAUAGGAGAAUUACGAACAUUUCCUUUAUUAUCCCUUGCACUAUUGUGCCUCAUGUACCUCAAUAACCUGAAUCU
Molecule: messenger RNA, 1201 nt
Organism: Aspergillus campestris IBT 28561
Lineage: Eukaryota; Fungi; Ascomycota; Eurotiomycetes; Eurotiales; Aspergillaceae
Product: proteasome core particle subunit alpha 7
Exons: 5
Coding region: 205-1095 (296 amino acids)
Biological process (GO): ubiquitin-dependent protein catabolic process
Cellular component (GO): proteasome core complex, alpha-subunit complex; nucleus; proteasome core complex
Source: RefSeq, a predicted model, not a curated record